GCUGCUGCAUAUUUAAAACAAAAACUCAUUUAAAAAAAUGUGCUGGGAGCCUUGGCAGUCCUGGGAUGCAUUGGUAAGUCUGCGGGUCAGAUUGGCAGGUCUGAGGGUCAGAUUGGCAAGUCUAGGAAUGCAUUGACAAGUCUGAGGGUCAGAUUGAUAAGUGGGAAUGCAUUGGCAAGUCUGGGGGUGAUGGAUACAUACCAUGGCAGGUGGAGCAGUACACUUUGGAUAUACUGACCAAUUCUAUGUCACUUUACAGAGUUAUAGGGACCAUAAACUACGAUCAAACAGCACCAAAAUGUCCAAGAAAAGAAAAGUUGAUGCAGAGGGAAGACAAUUUAAUGAGAGAUGGGAAAGCAAAUACAUGUUUGUGCUUAAUGAAGACAAGCCAGUAUGUCUUCUUUGCUACGAGGCAGUGGCAGUGAUGAAGGAAUACAAUUUACGUCGGCACUUUGAGACCAAACACGGAGCCAAGUAUGCUAACCUUAACCACCAAGAAAAGCAACAAAAAGUCCAAGAAUUAAAAGGCAGUCUGCAUUCUCAACAGAAUAUUUCUGCAAAAAUUACAGCAAAAAAUGAUGCAGCAGUGAAAGCCAGCUUUGUUGUGGCUGAAGAAAUCGCCCGAGCUUCAAAGUGCUUUUCAGAAGGUGCAUUUGUAAAACAGUGCAUGCUGAAGGUAUGCGAACUGGUGUGCCCUGAGCAGAGACAGGCUUUUAACAAUAUCAGCUUGUCAAGAAACACUAUCGCAGACCGAGUCAGGGAACUAGCGGGUAAUCUGACAACACAGCUGGCUGAAGAAGCCCACAGUUAUCUGGCGUUUUCAUUAGCUGUUGACGAAAGCACUGACAAUACUGAUACAGCUCAUCUAGCCAUUUUUGUAAGAGGCGUGAAGGCAGACUUGUCUGUCAGUGAGGAGCUCUUGGAUGUGGUCGCCAUGCACGGGACAACAACUGGGAGGGACAUCUUCAAUGCGGUGGAGGAGUCCGUAAGUAAAAUAAAAUUACCCUGGGAAAAGUUGGUGGGGCUUACUACUGAUGGCACACCUGCAAUGUGUGAAGAGAGAACUGGCUUGGUUGGACUGUUGAAAAAUAAAAUGCAAAAACCGCUAAUAACUUACCAUUGCAUUAUCCACCAAGAAGCUCUGUGUGGCAAGAUUCUGGAACUGGAUAACAUAAUGGCCACAGUCACGAAAGCUGUGAACUUCCUUCGUGCACGGGGCCUGAAUUAUCGUCAGUUCCAACUAUUUUUGAAGGAGGUGGGCACGGAACAUACGGUUGUGCCAUACCAUACAGAAGUAAGGUGGCUGAGUAGGAGCACCGUUCUCAAGCGAUUUUUUGAUCUUUUGGAAGAAAUUUCUCUUUUCAUGCAAAGUAAAGGGAAGCCCUUGCCCGAACUGUCAGAUCCAAACUGGCUGUGUGAUUUUGCCAUGUUGUGUGAUAUAACAGAGCAUCUCGCCCAACUGAAUCAGAUGCUGCAGGGCCGCCAACAAGUCAUAACGGCAAUGUACGACGCAAUCACAGCUUUUCAGGAGAAACUGCGCUUAUGGAAGUCCCAGCUUGAACAAGACAGUCUUGCCCACUUUCCUAUAUGUCAGAGCAUCUCAGCCUCAUUCCCGGGUGCUUUUUCAUGUGCUCGAUUGGCUACCAAAGUGAAUCGGCUGAUUAAUGAAUUCGAUCGGCGCUUCUCUGACUUUAAAGAACAGCAUUUAACCUUUACCAACUUUGCCAAUCCUUUCACUAUCGAUGUUGACAGUGCACCACAUCACCUUCAGAUGGAAUUAAUAGAACUUCAGUGCAACAGUAGCCUGAGAGCAAAGUUCCAGGAUACUGCAGUCGAGGACUUUUACCGUCUCAUCCCCCCUGCUUUGAUGCCACAGCUCCGACUUCAAGCUGCCCGUGUUCUGUCCAUGUUUGGAAGCACCUACCUAUGCGAACAGGUGUUUUCAGUUAUGAAUCUGAACAAGACCAAGCACAGAUCACGCAUCACCGAUGACAACCUCCACGCUGUUUUACGGAUUGCUACUGCACAAGACCUAAAGCCAGAUAUCGACGAACUGACCUCAGGAAAACGGUGUCAGCUAUCUUACAAGAAAUCAAAUAAAAAUUGAUCAAUGGAUGAGGAAGGUGUUUGAUAUGGUGUCUCAAGGUGAGGUGUGAUCUACUUGAUAUGUACAGGGCCAGACAACAUCACCUUAUCAACUUCAUAUGCCACAGAUUGCACAUUAGAUCAGAGCACAAUUAUUUGUUUUGUAAUAGUUCUGCCUGUCUCAACUGGGACCAAAAAGUUAAACAAAGUUAAUGUAAUAAACAGUGCUUGUUCAUAUUUGUCUGUUGUUUAAAAUAAAUAACCUUCUGUUACCAAAACUCAUUUUUCAAUAAAUUGUACAAUAGUUGUACACUUGAAUAUC
Molecule: messenger RNA, 2407 nt
Organism: Petromyzon marinus (sea lamprey)
Lineage: Eukaryota; Metazoa; Chordata; Hyperoartia; Petromyzontiformes; Petromyzontidae
Source: RefSeq, a predicted model, not a curated record